AUGGCCGCACGUGGAGGACGAGGUGGGGGACGAGGAGGUCGCGGUGGACGGGGUGGUGGUGCAGGGGGUGCAGGGGGUGCAGGGGGUGCGCCUCAGAUGCCGAUCGGCCAGUUGCUCUACUCCGAUAUCAUCGCUCAUUCCAAGCUGGAGACCGGCGUGUUGUACCCGGUAAGUCUGCAAGUCGAGCACUGGGUGCUGGUACACUCGUCAUGGCUCGUUCGCUCGCUGGUGUCGUAUACUUGUCGUCGAGGUUGCGAAGUGCCUCUCCUCGUGGUCGUGCCCGUGCUAGCAUUCGCUGUACCAACCAACUUGCUGACGCUAUUCUUCUCCAACUAAAUUUCCAGCCUGCUCCCGAAUGUGACACCGACUUUCCCUCCCCGGACGAACAACGUAUCGCACGCACCAUCUCGCGCCUCAACAACGAGAUGAGGUUGAAUUCGACCUUCCACCUCGCCGCGCCGAGUACGACCCAAGCUGGUCAGUGCUGAUGCACAGAGUUGGUCUCAUGAAUGAUUGAUACCAUCGUACUCAUAAUCAUGAAUUUGGUCUACUACGGGAUGGCGUGUUCGCAUAGAACUGGAAAAGUAUGCGGACCGAUUCAAGCUCGGACGAAGCAAAGACCUACCGACGCUCAAGGAAUGGCACAAGCACCGCACCGUCGCGCUCGACUUGUUACCGUCCAGUGUUGCGGAAGCCGUGUGGACGGAGAAGACGAACAAGAGGCGGCUCGGACGGGAUGAGCAGGGUCAGUUGGGCGAGAGGGCGAGAGGGCGAGAGGGCGAGAGGGCGAGAUUGGGCUCGUCAGGGGCUGGCGAAUGGGUCGGUGAGGCGAUGCUAAUCGUUUGUUCUUUGGUUUGGGUCACUUUUCGCUUUAGGCAAUUCGAGCUCGUCAAAGAAGAGCAAGAACGUCGACGAUCUCAUGAAAGCCGAAGAGGUAAGUCACGUUUCCAGGCCGACGCCGCCAAUUUUCACCGCCGGAGCAAAUUCAUGAAGCAACAUUUGACUAACCUGAUGAGUACCUUAUCCUUCGAAUUCACUCUCACAGGAUGCCGAAGGUGCCGGAGAGAGAAGUGACGUCUCUGGCAACUCCGACGAUGACGACGAGCAACUCGAAGGUCUCGAAGACGACGAGGACGACGAUGGUGGUAACGAGUACGAGGACAAUUACUUUGACAACGGUGAAGGUGACGAUGGGGAUAUGUUGGGUGUCGGUGGUGGUGGUGGUGAUGAUGGUCAGUGCUCUGAAUUCGGGUGUACUCGGUUCCUGAUCGGCUGAGCUGACAUUUUCCUUUUGUCUCUUGGGGGUUUGAUCGGUGCAGAGGGUGGCAUGUUUGAUUGA
Molecule: messenger RNA, 1339 nt
Organism: Microbotryum saponariae
Lineage: Eukaryota; Fungi; Basidiomycota; Microbotryomycetes; Microbotryales; Microbotryaceae
Source: the annotation of a GenBank genome assembly